UGUUGCCAACAAAUGGGCCAGUUAUAGAAGGUAUAGAUCCACCUUACCAAAUUGAUGAUAUAGUCAAUAUCUCAUGCACAUCGGGGCCAUCAAAACCAACAGCUCAUAUGAAAUGGUAUAUUAACGACAGGGAGUAUCCACCAACAUCUGAGAGUAGAUAUCCACCAAUGCGUCAUCCCAAUGGAUUGCAAACAACCAGGAUAGGUUUGGAAUUUAAAAUUGACCGCAGCUAUUUUUACAAAGGAGAAAUCAAGAUCGUAUGCGUGAGUUCCAUACCGCAGGUGUACUCGAGCACUAGCGAAGAACUGGUGAUUGGGGAUCGUGGAUCAUCCAUUAAUCCUUAUCAUGUAUCUCAUUCUGCUCCAGGGCAAAAAGGCCCUGUUAUAGAAGGGAACCUUCAAUUUUACUAUGUUGGGGACUUAGUGAACAUAAAUUGCUCAUCAGCUAGAUCACCUAUACCUGUGCAUAUUCGAUGGUUCGUCAACGACAUGGAAGCAAAAAGGGAGCAUUUGAUAAAGUAUCCAACAAUACGUUAUUCAGACGGCACAGAAGUAUCUAGUUUAGGAUUACGAAUGCGGGUUGAACAUCACCACUUCAAAAGCGACGAGCUACGCAUCAAGUGCACAACAACACUGUACAGAAUGCUUACAAUGAGAGCUGAAAAAACUCUGUUUAGGUAUAACCAGCAAAAUUCUGGUUUUCAUACAGCAGAAAAUAGGUGCGCAGUUGUGCUCAGAAGCAGCAUUUUUUCAACGAUUUUGCUAUGGACUUCGGCUUUAACUACCCUGUAUUCCACAAGACUGUUGCCCUAUUGUUUGUCUUGCUAGCCAAAGAACUUAUUUGGAUGAUGAUAGCAUUAAAGUAAUGGCACAAUUUUGAUAAACGAAUCAUGUGCAAGAUUAUUGAAGACAGUGGCGGACUUGAGAAGAUAUUGGAAGGAAAGACGCGCAACAGAUUCUGAAUAGUUAUUAAUGCAGCAGUUGCAAAAAAGGUCUCUUCAGAGCUCUCGCAGAAAUAACUCUCACAAAAAUUGAAUUCAAGAAUAAUAUGAAUAUCGGCUUUGAUUAAAAUUUAAAAUAUCUAAGGAAGCAAAUUUAAAGUCUGAAAUUCAUAGCAAUAGUUUAGAACAGAAAAUUGUGUUGUUAUUAUGUAUAUCACGAAUGGAGUGGCAUGAUAAAUGUUCAACUUUAUAAUGCAUGUUUUUUAAAAUAUUUUUCAUAUGUAAGAGAUAACUCUUCCUGUAAAUUUAUUCAAAAGAAAUAUAAUUAUAGAAAUUUAUCAUGCGCGAGAAUGAAACGAUAUGAUAUAAAUAUGUUGCCUAGUCAACAUUUUUUAUAUAAUCAUCACAAUUAAACAUUCCAGUUUCUCUCAAGAAGAAAUAAAUUUAGCAGCUAUGUGAUGUUUCCCAUUUAAAGUAAUUAUGCACCUACAUAAGCAUAAUUUUUAAAUCAAUACUUACCUUAAUUCCACC
Molecule: messenger RNA, 1471 nt
Organism: Stegodyphus dumicola
Lineage: Eukaryota; Metazoa; Arthropoda; Arachnida; Araneae; Eresidae
Source: RefSeq, a predicted model, not a curated record